Messenger RNA from Sphaeramia orbicularis (orbiculate cardinalfish), 651 nucleotides. RefSeq names its product SCAN domain-containing protein 1-like. Lineage: Eukaryota; Metazoa; Chordata; Actinopteri; Kurtiformes; Apogonidae. The transcript is spliced from 3 exons. The record is from RefSeq and is a predicted model, not a curated record. Bases 1 to 651 code for a protein of 216 amino acids.
AUGGGCCAGACUAAGAGCAGUUCAAAAGCCCCUAUGAAGAAUCAAGAACAAAGGACCGUGACGUCGCCCGGCAUGGCUGUGACGGAGCAGACAUCAUCAGAGGAGGAUGAGGAGCAGGAGCCAUGGCCCGGGUCCAGCCGCCAUGCAGCUGCUUCCAAAGCCCCAGCAGCCAAAGGUGAAUCAGGGGGAGAACUGACUGGGCAGCUCCUGCCACCUGUGCCCUCACCCCGCCAUACCCCUGCAACCCCAAUCACCAUUACUGCAAGCAGUCUGAGGUGUGAUUUGCCUACACCAGCACCCUGGCGAGGACAUCAGGAGUGCACACCAGAGGUCCCGUCCUUCCAGCACCAUGGUGGCAACAGCAGACCUGACCAGCUCGGGUCUGAAUGGAGGCCCUACCAAGACCCAAAGAUUCUCCAUUACCAGAUGGGACUCCACCGACACUGGAUCCGACCCAAGCAGCACACCAAGGAGGAGAUUGGGGAGGCCAUCAUCCUGGAGCAGCUGCUCCGAGUGCUUCCGGCGGAUGUGAGGACCUGGGUAAAAGAACAUGAGCCAGAAGAGGAUCAUGCAGCUGCCAAGCUGGCCCUACAAUACCUGAAUGCACGCAGAGAAGGACCAGCUCCACGCAGCAUCAACACAUCACACUGA